GUCUAUAUGCAACUUGUUUAUCAAUUAUUUUUCUUUCCUAGUUUUACAUUUUUAUACGUCUUCUAAAUAUUACGUUGAAUAAAACCAUAAAAAAGAUAUUGACUAAGUUUAUAAAAAACUAAUCUCCAAUUAUAAAACAAAUGGAGCCACUGCAAACUAUAAAUCAAGAAACACUUAACAUGCAUGAAGACGAAUUAAAGGCACAGGAAAAAUUGAAUCAAAGACGUGAAGCACGUAGAAGGAAAAUUUUGGAAAAUGCUAAAAAUCGUCUAGAGAGGUUAAAUGGACGUACCGCCGCUACCACCAACACCGCCACCUCCAGCAACAUUAACACCACAAUUAUUAACACUAAUACAACUGACUCACAUGAUGAACACCACAAGCAUGAACACAUAAAUGGACCAAAUCUGCUAGAUAGUGUUGAAUUUUCUGAUCCAGAAGUUGAGCCCGACAUUAUUCCUCAGCAAUUGCUACAAAAUGAUCCGUCUAUGCUUAUUGGUGAUCUAUUUAGCUCAUUAAAUACCGAAACGACAUCAACGCCCUCUCAGCAAAAACGUCAUAUUUUACUCAGGGCUCGUUUACAUUUAAUCAUUUCGGCUCUUAUUGCUUGCAUUUUAACAUUUGUUUUGCGUGAAUCCUCAACUGCAACCACAUCAUCAGCCAGUUUUAGCAUUUUUAUACCCGCCGGUCUAUGUGUUGUUAUUGAUUUGCUAUUCUUUAGGGAACAGCAACCUUUAAAUCCGCUUAUAAAUUUGGCCAUAACCAUGUUGAAUAUAAGAUUACCUUCACAGACCAAAAAUAUUUUACAUUUAUUUUCGAUUAUACAAAGUCUUAUUGUUGAUCUUGGUGUUUUUGUAUUUAGUUUUUGUAUAUUUUCUUGCAGUUUAGUUUGUUUGAAUAGUAAUUUUAUUGAUUUAAUUGUAAUUAAAUAGAAUAUUAACCGCAAAAGAAAUAUGGUGUAUUUAUAUGGAUUUCAUAUUCUUUUUGUCCAAAAAAAUGUAAAAAAACAAAUAACUAUAUAAAUAAAUUAUAUUUAUAAAUAUGAUGCACGGGUAA
Molecule: messenger RNA, 1056 nt
Organism: Lucilia sericata (common green bottle fly)
Lineage: Eukaryota; Metazoa; Arthropoda; Insecta; Diptera; Calliphoridae
Exons: 2
Coding region: 141-932 (263 amino acids)
Source: RefSeq, a predicted model, not a curated record